CUCCAUAGUACGCAUAUAAUUAACACUGGUCCAACCAAUCCGUGCCAUGGUGAAGUCAUCACGCACACUCAAAUUUCCAACCCCAGGAAAGAAUCCUGAUAGUGCAGUUCCGGCGUAGAGAUAAUAAUUUAGUUUCUCUUGUUUUUUUAAUGAAUUUGAAAUAUAUAUUUCUGAGUUUAUUAGGUAGGUUUUAUAUAAUUACUGCCAUUUCUUGUUGACUUUUUUUAUUAAUUGUUUCUCUUAUUAUAAUCCUACAGAAUUUAUCAACAAUUAUGUUCUUUCAUCUAUAUAAACCCCUCACCUUCUUUUAUGCACAGCACCUUAUAUUCUCACUAUUCUUCUAAAUUACCUCUCAUCCUCUAAACCAUUAUUUCUCUGUUUUUCUCUCUGCAAUCACCAUGGCUGGUGCUCUCAUCAAUGAUCUCAUCAACUUGGACCUCACUCCUGUUACCGAUAGCAUAAUUGCUGAAUACAUAUGGAUUGGUGGUUCAGGCACUGAUAUGAGAAGCAAAGCAAGAACUCUACGGGGACCAAUUACUGAUCCAAAACAGCUUCCAAGAUGGAACUACGACGGUUCCAGUACCGGUCAAGCUCCCGGAGAAGACAGUGAAGUCAUCCUAUAUCCUCAAGCUAUAUUCAAGGAUCCAUUCAGAAGAGGAAACAAUAUUCUGGUUAUCUGUGAUGCUUAUACUCCAGCUGGCGAACCUAUUCCAACCAACAAGCGAUUUAGUGCCGCUCAGAUUUUCAGUCAUACUGACGUGGAAAAAGAAGUUCCAUGGUAUGGCCUUGAGCAGGAAUACACUCUCCUACAGAAGGACAUCAACUGGCCACUGGGUUGGCCAGUGGGUGGCUUCCCCGGUCCACAGGGACCAUACUAUUGCAGUACUGGAGCUGAUAAGGCAUUUGGUAGAGAGGUAGUUGAUGCUCAUUACAAAGCAUGUCUUUAUGCGGGUAUUAACAUCAGUGGUAUCAAUGGUGAAGUUAUGCCUGGACAGUGGGAGUUCCAAGUUGGUCCAUCUGUUGGCAUUUCUGCUGGUGAUGAGCUAUGGGCAGCUCGUUACAUUCUUGAGAGGAUUACUGAACUUGCUGGGGUUGUUCUCUCACUAGACCCUAAGCCAAUUAAGGGUGACUGGAAUGGUGCUGGUUGUCACACAAACUACAGCACGGCCACCAUGAGAGAAGAAGGUGGUUAUGAGGUGAUCAAGUCUGCAAUUGAGAAACUCGGUUUAAGACACAAGGAGCAUAUUGCUGCCUACGGGGAAGGCAAUGAAAGAAGGUUGACCGGUCACCACGAGACCGCCGACAUGAAUACCUUCUCAUGGGGUGUGGCAAACAGGGGUUGCUCUGUCCGUGUUGGACGUGACACUGAAAAAGAUGGCAAAGGUUACUUCGAAGACAGGAGGCCAGCCUCGAACAUGGACCCAUAUGUGGUGACUUCCAUGGUUGCCGAAACUACCAUCCUAUGGAAGCCAUAGAAAGAAGGGAAGAAUUAAACAACAUAAAGAAGGAAAAAGACCCGGUCUGGAGAUUGAGACACCAUUUGUGUUUAUUGCAAAAUUAUUGCUUCUGUUGCUUAUAAUUUCCUGCUUUGCAUAUCAUUUGAAUUUUCUCUUUUGUUCUAAGUGUGUUUCGUGACUUGGGGUGAUUUUCAAUCCUGUCACUUUAUAAUAUGUAUAAAUAAUUUCUCCGAGAGCACGCUGUGUUCCGUUAAGCAAAUUGAAAAAAGAAACAUGUCUCACUUGCUGCA
Messenger RNA from Papaver somniferum (opium poppy), 1747 nucleotides. Its product is annotated as glutamine synthetase cytosolic isozyme-like. Gene Ontology annotation, molecular function: glutamine synthetase activity. Gene Ontology annotation, cellular component: cytoplasm. The transcript is spliced from 12 exons. The coding region runs from base 399 to 1475 and encodes 358 amino acids. Lineage: Eukaryota; Viridiplantae; Streptophyta; Magnoliopsida; Ranunculales; Papaveraceae. The record is from RefSeq and is a predicted model, not a curated record.